CACGGCGACGGCGAGAGGCCGAAGCCGGAACGAGGCAGGCCCAGCCUGGCGCGGCCGCCGCCGGAUCCCAGUCGCACGCGACCCGGAUCAUUCCGCUUCCGUUCUACUCCUGGCCUCCGAACCGGUGAACCAGUUCACCACCACCCGCACCAAACCCCACCCAAAUAAUUCCAACCCGCCCCCACUCCCCCCACCAGGCCACCACCAGUCCACCACUGCCGCCGCGCGGCGCGAGCGAGCGAAAGAGAUCGCGCGUGCACACUUGUACCCGCUGCCUGAGCACGACUCCGCCCGCGCCACGCCACCACGCAACGCGACCGAGACAGCCAGCCAGCCAGCAGCGAGGGAGAGUCCCGACCGCCGGCAGCACAGCAGCCGCGGGAGUCAGUCCAACCGAGGCGGCGGCGACGAGGGUGGCGGAGGCGAGCGAGGCGAAUGCGGGCGCCGCGAUCCCGGGACCCGCGCGGCGAUCUGUGACGGCGGCCCGGCGGGCAUGGGCGAGGCGAUGGAUUGCCGCGGCGUCGACCUCUCGGGCGCCGAGAUCCGCGGGGACCUCGAGGGCCGCAACCCGCCCAUCUUUCUCCCGCGCCAGCCUGCCGCGUCCCCGCUCGUCGCCCUCGACAUCGGCGGGACUCUGAUCAAGCUGGUGUACACGGCCAGCUGCGAGGGAGGCGGCUCCGGCGCGGAGCUGCGGUUCGCCAAGUUCGAGAGGCGACGGCUGCAGGAGUGCUUCGACUUCAUCCGGGCAAAGGAGCUACUCGGCUGCAACGGGACAAGGUCAGGCAAAGAAAACGUGCCGCUGAAGGCUACAGGCGGUGGAGCAUAUAAAUUUUCUGAUGAUUUUCGGGAGAAACUUGGUGUUUGUUUGGACAAGCUUGAUGAAAUGGAUAGCGUUGUUUCUGGAGCAAACUUUUUGUUGCAGAAUAUCCCUGGUGCAGCCUUCACACACAUGAAUGGACAGAGGAAUCCAGUAGAUGUUUCUCCAAACAACUUAUUUCCUUACCUACUUGUCAACAUUGGCUCAGGAGUUAGCAUACUGAAGGUCACUGGAAAUAGAAAGUUUGAAAGGGUAACUGGGACACACAUCGGUGGUGGUACCAUGUUUGGUUUAGCGAAACUUUUAACAGGCUGUAAGAGUUAUGACGAAUUCUUGCAAUUAAGCCAGAAAGGGGACAACUUUGUUCUUGAUCUAAUUGUCAAGGAUAUAUGCGGAGAGCUUGUCUGCCAGAAGCAAGGACUUUCAACGUCAACUCUUGCUUCUAGCUUUGGGAAAGUUAUUACUUCCAAAAAAAGGCUGACAGAUUAUAAGCCUGAAGACCUUGCAUCCACAUUGUUGAGCGCCUUUACCUACAACAUUGCACAGAUUGCUUUCCUAGUUGCAUCACUCCUGGGCCUCCGAAGGGUCUUCUUUGGUGGAUCAUAUAUACGUGGGCAUAAAAGCACAAUGGAAAACAUUUCUUUUGCAAUUGAUUUCUGGUCACAGAGUCAAAUGCAAGCAGUAUUCUUGAGACAUGAGGGGUAUUUGGGAGCGCUUGGUGCCCUGAUGAGUUAUGGAGAUCUCAGUGGUGAAAAUCUUACCCUCGAGGAAUCAAAAGAGAAGGAGCCUCAUCACGAGUCAGCAGCACCUGUUGAUGGAAUAUUAUCAGAUGAAGAGAACGAUAGCAAUAUAUUUCCUUACCUUCUUGUUAAUAUCGGAUCAGGUGUCAGCAUGAUAGAGGUAAUUGGUAAGGGGAAGUUUGAAAGAAUUAUAGGAUCCCAUCUAGGUGGCGGUACUAUUCUUGGUCUUGCCAGGCUUUUGACUGGCUGUUCAAGUUAUGAAGAAUUCUUGGAGUUGAGCCAGAGGGGCAAUAAUUUGUCCGUUGAUUUGACUGUUGGAGACAUAUAUGGGGAAGAAGGUUAUCCAAAGAUUGGUCUUCCAGCAUCCACUACUGCGGCUAGCUUUGGAAAAGUGAACUCAAGCAAACUAUCAGAUUACAAAAUAGAGGAUCUUGCUGCUGCUCUAUUGAAUUCUUUCACUUAUAAUAUUGGACAGAUAGCCUACUUUGUGGCUAAUCUUUCAGGCCUAAAGAGAAUUUUCUUCAGAGGUGCUUACGUCUGUGGUCAUGAAAAGACUAUGGACAAGAUCUCUCGAUCCCUAAAAUAUUGCUUGUCGAUGGCGGCCAUGAUGGCAUCAGAAGGAAGAGGAUGGGAGUCACUCAGGUCCAAAGGUGAAGUCCAGACGACAUUUCUAUGUCAUGAAGGGUUCUUGGGAACACUGGGUGCAUUUUGGAGUUACGAGAACAUGGGCAUUGAUAGCUUGGCGGCACAUGAAGUCAUUAGGGAGGUCUUGCUUGGCGCACCAUACACUGGCCAAUUCCCAUCUUUACCUGUCACUGAACAACAGGAGAACGGAGAAAAUAAUACACUUGAAGGGGAAAUUGAAAGCUUACGGAAUAGCAACGCAGCGCUUAAGGCUGAGGUUGAGCGAUUACAGAGUGAGAACGCAGAGUUGAGAGCUAAGCUGCGAGGUGCAACCUUGUGAACAAAUAAAACGCCAGCCUCGGUUUGUUGUAACCUAUAACAGUUUAGAAAAUGGCUAAAAAUUGUAACUCGUAUAGGAAGACUACAGUCUGGCAAAAAAGAAAUGUCACUUAGCAUUGCUCAUCUAGUGAGCCUGUGUUGUAUAAUUAUUCUUAUUCUUUACAAGAGCCUCUGUAUUUGCUCCCUUCAUAUAGCCUUGUUCCUGUGUGUAUAAAUGUUGUAUAAGUAGUUAUCAAAACUAGUAAUUAUCCGGUCUUGUCAGAAUAGUAUCUGUUUUCCCAUUUUCUUCGGAAUAAAACAAUCAGUUUCAGGUG
Messenger RNA from Panicum hallii, 2834 nucleotides. RefSeq names its product pantothenate kinase 1-like. The record is from RefSeq and is a predicted model, not a curated record. Lineage: Eukaryota; Viridiplantae; Streptophyta; Magnoliopsida; Poales; Poaceae. Gene Ontology annotation, molecular function: pantothenate kinase activity; ATP binding. Bases 494 to 2521 code for a protein of 675 amino acids. Gene Ontology annotation, biological process: coenzyme A biosynthetic process. Gene Ontology annotation, cellular component: nucleus; cytosol. The transcript has 18 exons.